AUGCCAUUCUUCAGCGGGCAGGAGAACCUUCUCCAAUUGAACCAAGAGGGAUUCGACUUUAACAUCCAGUUCGAGCAGUUGUUUUUCUCCAUCAUACCAUCUGUUGUAUUUAUCGUAAUAUCGCUAUGGCGAACGUUUUCUCAGGCUCGAAAACCCACUGUGGUAAAUGCGCCAACUUUUCAGCUCAUCAAAUUGGCUGCCAUCACCAUCUAUGUCGCGCUAGAACUUUCCCUCCUAGUUCUGGUAGCUCUCGGCUCAUUCCAUGCUACCAAAAUGUUCUUAGCAGCUUCGGUACUUAAACUAGUUUCCGCUCUACUGAUGAUAACAUUGAGUCUUGUUGACCACAAGAAGAGCCCGAGGCCUUCUGUGCUUUUGAACAGCUACUUGUUUUUGACACUUCUACUGGACGCAGCUCAAGCAAGAACGUUGUUUCUUUCAUCAGAUAACAGACCAGAAACCACUUAUAGCAGUGUUUUCAGUGCGGCUAUUGCUUUGAAGGUCGGCAUUUUGCUGUUAGAGGCUCGAAAAAAGUCGAGAUGGGUAAGCUGGGACGAAAAGGAGCAUAGUCCGGAGGAGACGAGCGGUAUUUUCUCGCUAAGCGUGUUCUCCUGGCUUAACAGGAUUUUCCUGCAGGGCUACAGUAAAGUUUUGACUUUGAAAGACUUGUUCCCACUGGAUAGCUCUUUGAGUAGUGACACCCUUCAUCAUGAGUUCUCCAAGAGAAUGGACUACAGUAAACUCCGAGGCGAUAAAUUUGGGUUAUUGAAGGUUAUGACACGCACGCUUGCAGUUCCUCUUCUACUUCCCGUUCUUCCACGCUUAGCACAUUUGGGGUUUAUCAUCAGCCAGCCAUUCUUCAUCGAGAGUUUGUUAGAACAUUUAUCACAACCCAAGAUAGAGGCGAACGUUGGAUAUGGUUUUAUUGGAGCUAGUCUUCUACUGUAUGCUGGCAUUGCAGUCAGUACUGCGCUGACAUGGUACUUUCAUCAUCGAAUGCGUACAAUGGCAAGAUCAAUAUUGGUCACUGAAGUAUUUGUCACAGCUACGAAAGCUCGUAUCGGGACUGCCGAUAAUAGCGCUGCUUUGACUCUUAUGAGCACCGACAUAGAGCGGAUAAAAAUGGGUUUAAGAACACUGCAUGAUGCUUGGGCGGCUAUUAUCCAGGCAGGCAUAGCAGCUUGGAUGUUAUACAGUCGAUUGGGUGUAGUCUUUGUCGUUCCAAUAGUAGUGGUUGUCGUCUGCUUUAGCUGCUUAGGCGUUCUUCUAAACUUCGCUGGCGACUCUCAAAGAGGCUGGAUGGCGGGAGUACAAAAACGGGUCGGUCUAACGGCAACAGUGAUUGGUAGCAUGAAGAACCUAAAAAUAUCCGGUCUUUCUAGUGCUGUUAAAGACUUCGUACAUAACCUCCGCGUUGAAGAGCUACGAGGGGGUGCCAGGUUCCGCAAGAUAUUCAUCAUGGCAGCACUACUAGGCUUUUGCCCGCUCUUCCUCAGCCCUCCGUUGACGUUUGCAUUCGCUCGGCAAACCUUGGACUCGACUAAAAUGUUUACAAGUCUCUCGUGGCUAUUGCUAUUGACCUACCCGCUAUCACAGCUCUUCUCGGCAGCGCCAGUGCUUCUCUCCGGACUUGCCUGUUUAGGAAGAAUUCAGUCCUUCCUGGAGUGCGAAACUCGUCACGACUUUCGACAAGUUUUGGCUGACUUACGGCUGAAUUCGAAAAAAUAUGGUGUAGACGGAGUGACCGCAUUUGGCUCGAUGCCGGCUGUGGAACAUCCUAUCAUCGUUAAGGAUGGUCAUUUUGGUUGGCAAGAAGAGAAUUUCGUGCUACAUAACAUCAACACCCGAGUGUCAAAGUCAUCACUCACUCUAGUCAUUGGACCAGUCGGUUCGGGAAAGUCUACGUUUUGCAACGCAUUACUUGGGGAAAUACCUUUUAGCAAAGGUAACACGUUUCUAAGUACUAGAUUCCCUCAUGUCGGAUUCUGCGAGCAAACAGCAUUCCUUUCGAACAGGUCAAUCAGAGAAAAUAUUAUAGGUUUCUCGUUGUUUGAUCCUGAGAGAUAUGCUGAAGUCAUUGAGGCUACCGCUUUAGGCUUUGAUGUCAACUCACUACCACAGGGUGACAAAACGAUCAUUGGCUCAGAUGGCGUCACAUUGUCGGGAGGUCAGAAACAACGAGUUUCCCUGGCACGAGCUCUAUACCUACAAUCAGAUCUGCUUGUUCUAGAUGAUAUCUUUAGCGGCUUAGAUGCAGAUACAGAGGAGCAGGUGUUUCGCCGAGUAUUUGGGCCAGACGGUUUACUCAGAAGACGUGGGUCGACGGUCGUUCUGUGCACUCAUAGUGUCAAACAUUUACACGCAGCGGACCACAUAAUAUCACUCGUGGAGGGUACUAUUGUUGAGCAAGGUAGUUAUGACCAACUAACAGCCGGCCAAGGGUAUGUUCAGAGUCUCGAUUUGAAGGACUUUUCCGCUAUUGAUGCUUCAUCCGAAGGAUCGAAAUCACAGAACAGCAUAUCAGAGCCAGAGCGAACCCAUGCAUUGAAAACGUUCGAUACACAAUCUCUGAUGCCGAUGGAUGAUGAGUCGCGACAACAUGGGGACAAGACCGUUUACAAACACUACGUAAAGAGUAUGGGAUCAAUACCAGCGGCUCUUUGCGUGAUAUCUGCAAUCCUUUUUGGUUUCUUCACGAAUUUUCCAACAAUCUGGCUCAAAUACUGGAGUGAUGACACCUCGUCACUACAUCCCACACAUUCAUUUGCCUACUACGCCGGCAUAUUCGCCUUGCUUCAAAUUUUCGCGAUUCUUUCGUUACUUUGUCUUGGUGUAGUAUUACUCGUUGUCGCAGUAAAAAGGGUUGGAGCAAAUUUACACCAAGAUGCUCUAUCUACAUUAAUUAGAGCGCCUCUUAGCUUUUUCACAACCACAGAUACUGGAGUCGUUACGAACCUUUUCUCUCAAGAUCUGAAUCUUGUAGAUACCGAGCUGCCCGACUCGUUGUUGAAUUUUCUUUUCUGUACCUUCCAAGCCAUUGGACAAGCUGGAAUAAUGCUUAGCUCUUCGCCCUACUUGGCAAUCAGCUAUCCAUUCUUAGGUGCGCUGCUAUAUGUCAUGCAAAAGUUUUACCUGCGUACCUCAAGACAGUUGAGACUACUAGACCUUGAGACCAAAAGCCCUUUGUAUACACAUUUCCUUGACACUGUUAGGGGCAUUACAACUUUGAGAGCAUUUGGUUUUAUCUCUGACGAUAUCCAAAAGAACGCUCUCUUAAUCGAUUCGAGUCAACGGCCCGCGUAUCUUCUUCUCAUGAUUCAAUCAUGGCUGACCUUUGUUCUUGAUAUUGUCGUCAUGGUGAUGGCAGUGGUUCUGACGACUCUUGCUGUUCGUCUUCAUUCUAGUUCUGGUUUCGCUGGUGCGUCUCUUGUCACGCUUAUGGGAUUCGGAGAGAAUUUGUCAGGGAUUGUCAUAUAUUACACGAAGUUGGAGACAUCUAUUGGGGCAAUUACGAGACUCAGAACUUUCAACGAAACCGUCAUAGCCGAGGACAAGGUCGAUGAAGAUAUUGUUCCGCCUGAGGAGUGGCCACAGAAUGGGAUGAUAGAGUUGAGGGGUGUAUCGGCGAGUUACAAAACGGAAGAGGGAAGAAACAAGCCACUCAGUCUAGCUCUCAGCGAUAUCAACCUAACCAUAAACUCCGGCGAAAAGAUCGCAAUUUGCGGCCGCACAGGAAGCGGAAAAUCGAGUCUCAUUGCUCUUCUUCUCAAACUUCUUGAUCCACUCCCAAACGCCCCAGGCGAGACGAUAAUCGACAACCUGCCUCUAAAUCUCAUCAAUCGAUCUAUCCUACGUCAACGUAUGAUUGCUGUCCCUCAAGAACCCGUGUUCCUACCAGACGGCACCACAUUCCAAGCAAAUCUCGACCCUUACGAAGUUUCCACCCCCGACAUAUGCCAGGAAGUCCUCGAGAUAGUCGGUCUAUGGCCCUUCAUCCAAAGCCGUGGUGGUCUCCAAGCCGGCAUGACAGCCGGAACCUUCAGUGCCGGACAACGCGGAUUAUUCUCCCUCGCCCGCGCUAUUCUCCGCCGUCGUCUUCGUCCUUCAAAUAGCGGUGGGAUACUGUUACUUGACGAAGUGAGUUCGAGUGUGGAUACCGAGACGGAACGUGUGAUGCAGGAGAUUCUCAGGUCUGAGUUUAGGAAUUACACGAUCAUUGCUGUGAGUCAUAGAUUGGACAUGGUUAUGGAUUUUGAUCGGGUGGUGGUUAUGGAUUUGGGGAGGGUGGUUGAGGUGGGUAAUCCGCUGGUUUUGGCUGGGGAGGAGGGGACAAGGUUUGCGGGGUUGGUGAGGGCGGGUGGGAAGUAG
Messenger RNA from Glarea lozoyensis ATCC 20868, 4365 nucleotides. RefSeq names its product ABC transporter transmembrane region. NCBI's taxonomy places the organism in Eukaryota, Fungi, Ascomycota, Leotiomycetes, Helotiales, Helotiaceae. Gene Ontology annotation, biological process: transmembrane transport. The transcript is spliced from 8 exons. Gene Ontology annotation, cellular component: membrane. The record is from RefSeq and is a predicted model, not a curated record. Bases 1 to 4365 code for a protein of 1454 amino acids. Gene Ontology annotation, molecular function: ATP hydrolysis activity; ABC-type transporter activity; ATP binding.